CAUCAAUCACCUGCUGGCAUCCGCGCUUCUACGUCGCCUUUCUUUCUCCUUUCCCUUUUUCUUUUUCCUACCUACCUCCUUGCCAGUUAUUGGUUUCAGUGCCUGACAGAGUCCUUUUUACCAUUUUGUUCUGGCUACAUCAUCGUGACUCGAUUGGCCUUUGUUCACGGAGCACUGGUUCACCUCACCCCUCCUUGUGGCACCGAAGCGACUACCGUCUUCAAUCUUCCAUCAGGGCGGCUUCUGUUGCGGUUAUAACAAUCAUGGACUCCAUGAGAUCUUUGAACACGUCUUUACCGAGCUCGACGCCUCGCCCGCAGCCUCCCGAACAGCUCCUACAAUCGUUCAAAGCUGCUGCGCUGUCCGUUACCAACCUUUACAAGAAUGCUGUACUGGAACAAGCCCAGGCGAGACAAGCAGGUUACCAAGAAGCCAUUGAAGAUCUUCUUCAGUUUCUAGACAAAGAAAACCUUGGCCUCGGCGAUGGGGAAGGGUGGAGAGUACGACAGUGGGCGACUGAGCGAAGUGACGGCCUUGGUACACCUAGCGACGAUGACGAGCGUGUAGAUCUUGACAAGUCCAGAAAUGCUCCGCAGGCCACAGUUCGUAAGGAGCAGCCUGAGUCAGAAGCUGUCCGGCAGUCAACGAAGUUGGAAUCUCCUCAGAAACCUGGAUUGUCUCAGCGGGACGAGCCCGCCGCCCCGGAGCAGCAGCCAACAGCGCUGUCUACCCCCUCAACCAACGAUAUCAACGGCUUGGAUAGGCAUGCUAUCUUCACCUUUACGGCAGGACCAUCUUUCCCUCAAUACCAGGAACACGACGUCGACAUGCAAGCCUCAGAUAGCUCUACGGCAUCUUCUCAGGAUGGUUCCCCCGUCAGCGUCUCCGUCUUGCCCCGAAAUUCCCGACAGCAAAACCGCCAAACCAACCUAUCGCGACCGAAUACUCGAAACUCUCCCCGCGACUCAUCUGUUGGAAUAGGAUCGAAGCGGAAGCUCACUUUUCCCGACUUUUUUGACCUCUCUGGUAUGGGAAACAACAAAGACAUGUUUGGAGGUGGCAAACGCGGCCGCUUCGCCUAGAGAAUAUAAUUGUCGACGAUGGGACGAAUUUUAUUCUUAUAGUCACGCAGCGGUUGAUUGAUACUGUGGAUUUUCGGUGCAUUUGUGGGAGUAUUACUUGUGAUUUCUGGUGCUUUUUUCUCUGCAUUUCAUCAUCAUCUUUCUAUUCUUACCUUCUUUCACAUUAUCACACUUUCCAAAAACCUUUUCGUGCUUUUGUUUGUUUCAUGCAUUUCAACCUAUAGAGGAUAUCAGAUAUGGCGAUACCCAGUGAGGCAGUUGUUGUGAACCUUCAAUCGUAUAUAUUUUGAAUUUUGGUCUGCAUGCGCACCAAGGAAUCCUUUGUUUUCCUUCUUCCCAGGACAUAUAGUAUACCAUCGAUAUUCAAUAAUGUACAUUAUGAGCUCGCACAAUACCCAAAGCUUUGCUGCC
Molecule: messenger RNA, 1493 nt
Organism: Aspergillus novofumigatus IBT 16806
Lineage: Eukaryota; Fungi; Ascomycota; Eurotiomycetes; Eurotiales; Aspergillaceae
Exons: 1
Coding region: 264-1082 (272 amino acids)
Source: RefSeq, a predicted model, not a curated record